This is a messenger RNA of Salvelinus namaycush (lake trout), 696 nucleotides long. RefSeq names its product modulator of macroautophagy TMEM150B-like. The record is from RefSeq and is a predicted model, not a curated record. Bases 1 to 696 code for a protein of 231 amino acids. NCBI's taxonomy places the organism in Eukaryota, Metazoa, Chordata, Actinopteri, Salmoniformes, Salmonidae. The transcript is spliced from 6 exons.
AUGUGGCUCUGGGCACUGCUUCCGAUCUGCUUGGCGGUGUUUGGCACUGUGGGCAUAUGGGUUGUGUUUGGUAUCGCUGUAUCGAAUGAGACUGUUAACAUCACAGACAGAUUCCCCUACAUCAGUGAAUGUGGCACCUAUAAUCCUCAGAGCUGCAUCUUUGCUCAGAUCUGCAAUGUCUGUGCUAUCCUCGCCCUGUGGGUUGUGGUGAUCCGGUUUCAGCAGGUCAGGGACUAUGGUCAGAACAGCAAGGUGAACAUUGCCAGUAUCGUACUGGGCUUCAUCUCCUGUGUGGGCAUCUCCAUCAUCGGAAACUUCCAGCAAUCUGUAGUGAUAGGGAUCCACUUGUUGGGAGCGUUUUUGACCUUCUUCGUGGGCUUGGCCUACUUCUGGCUGCAGGUGUGGCUCUGCUACAAAGCCCACCCCUUUAAAGACCGGCACUUGGUUGGACCUCUUCGAGCUACCUUCUGUAGCAUCUGCAGCGUCCUGGUCAUCACCAUGGUUAUACUUCAUACUACCAGCUACAAAUCUGGAGCGGCCGUUUGUGAGUGGGCCUUGGUCAUGUCCUUCUUUGUCCUUUUUGGCCUCUUUGGGUCCGAGUUCCGUCACAUCGACUUCCACCAGCUCACCGUGCAGAAACAAGGUCUGAAGACACAGAACACCAACGGAGUGGUCAGAAUGAAUUAUGUUUCAUAG